Messenger RNA from Anopheles moucheti, 2426 nucleotides. RefSeq lists its product as uncharacterized. The transcript is spliced from 2 exons. The record is from RefSeq and is a predicted model, not a curated record. Bases 1 to 1773 code for a protein of 590 amino acids. Lineage: Eukaryota; Metazoa; Arthropoda; Insecta; Diptera; Culicidae.
AUGGAACAGAUCGUUACCUCGAUUGUCUGCUUUUUAAUGAUUUUGGCCAUCGUUCGCGUGGGCAGCGUUCCUGCACCGAGUGACAUCAUAUCAGGGCGAGAGUUCCUAUCGAUACUCAUGAAACCGGCCGGCGAUGUAACGCCUGCCGCACCACAGCAACCCUCGCGCAACUUCCGUGGGUUGCGUAAGUUUCGGCAUUUCUUCUUCGAUCAGUCCAACACGGAGGAUGAUACGAUACUGCCGAUCGAGGCACUGUUCACAUCCCAGGAGGACCUGGACCGGAGCAGUACGCGGUUCUACGGCUACAGGAGAGGUGGACAGCGGGCUGGUGGUAGCAGCAGUACGAUACCGGUCACAACAGCCGUAGUUCCGGUGGAGUCUGUGAAUGAUACGGUCGAUGCGGUCACGACCUCAUCACCCUCGUGGUUCGUUGACGGCGAGCCAACGACGCCGCUGAUGGAGACGAAUGCAACCACUGGCGAGGGUACCGAGCUAACGACGCUAGAGGACAUCACCACGGUUACCGUUGGGACGUUGCAGGAUGAGGAGAAGGCAACGAGCGUGCCGAUGGUAAUGUCACCCAGCCGGUACGCCAAGCGUGCCAAAGCGAUCCAGCAGCCGGUGGAGUAUGCGAAGGUGGUAUCUCCCGUGCGUCAUUCGAAUGCGCAUCGGAGCGAGCUGUCAGUCGAGGAGCUGGGCCCGACGAUCAGCAAGGAGGAAGAACCCGACUCGGCCAAGGGAGAAUCGUCCUCGGUGGCGAAGUUGGUGGCACCACCGAUCACAUCCCAGCAGCGAUAUCGUACCCAGCGUAAGCAAGAGUCGAAAGGCGGGCCCUCCUUCCAGACGGUGAAUUAUCGUGACCGAAAACCGGCGGAUGGUUUGGCAUGGCGGGAUAUACACGGCGACACGCGGUUGGAGAGUGACCAGAAGGCGCAGUUAAAGUCAGCACGGGAUAAAAGCAUCCCGCAGAUGUACUCGGAACCGGCACGGUUUUAUUCCGAACCGGCACAGUUUUAUUCCGAGCCCGCGAAGGUGUACUCGGAGCCGGCGAAGGUGUACGGUGAGCCGGAGAAGGUAUAUUCGGAACCUGCCCGGGUAUAUUCCGAACCCGCCAAGGUGUACUCCGAACCGGCGAAAAUCUACUCCGAGCCCGCGAAAGUGUACUCGGAGCCGGCAAAGAUCUACUCACAACCUUCAAGCUACUGGCAAACGGCGUAUUCAGCACUUGAUCCGACGACGAUCGUCUCGACAACGGCGACCGCAUCCACUACAGCGGAAUCUACCACCUCGGAACCAUAUACACCUGCAACCUCCACCACGACUGUCGGAUCGGUUCGGUUAGUUUUCAACGAGCUGGACAAAAUCCCGUACGAUCAGCUGAAUGCACCGACGGUCGACGGGGAAGAUGCUGGAUCGAUCCAUAACGCGAUUGGGAAGUUUGUGCCGAAGCAAAACCACGGGUUCGACAAGGCAGAGCAGCAGGGUGAGGCGCAAGAUGACGGCUUUGCGGCUCAACCACCGGCCGGUCCCGUAGUGCAGACGUUGGCACCCGUACCGGGUUCGGGCGAUGACUCGAAGGUAGGGUACGUUGUGGAAGGACGGAACUAUCGGAAGUAUCGCGUGGAGGAGAAGACCCCGGACGGUUUCAUUGUCGGCGAGUACGGUGUACUGUCGCACAACGAUGGCAAUCUGCGUGGCGUCCGGUACACGGCUGAUUCUGACAUAAAUCCGCGCCUUAUCUACGAUGCACUGCUGAAGUUUCUUUCCUUAUGAAGCCUCACGCUCCCCAAAAGUGUGUGCAGUGCGUCUGAAGUCGAGUCAUACGUAGCCAAAUAAAUACAACAAGAAGUCGUUGUAACUUAGUGCGCGAGGCAUAAACAGUCAUUCGGGCGCGUUGAGCUGAUCUGAGCGGAUGUUUACGGAGACAUAAUCACUAUCAAAGUAGAACACAUCGAAAGAAGGAUGAAGAGAUGAAGAGAGACAUAAAGCGAUAGAAAGAGAGAGAGAGAAAUAGAGAGAGAUAGAGGGAGAGAGAGAGAGAGAGAGAGAGAGAGAGAGAGAGAGAUAGCAAACAAGUUAUACGUAAGAUAAACAUGAUAUAGAGUUGGAUGCUGUACAUGCAGAUGUAGUUGAUGCCAUAUUCCUAACCAACUCGAAAGAAGCAUCCGGGCAGUGGCGGUUCUGCUUUUAGUAGUUUAAUAUAAUAUGCACAAACAGAUUUCCGACUUUAGCGAAUUCCCAUACGUUUCCGAUGUCUACUUCUCCAAUACUAACUACACUUCCUCAGGAUAUCCUUGAUUCCAAGUUCUAAACUAAAUAUCUCGUUGAGGUAUGUUAUUAGCAGUGGAAAGUGGAUGGCCAAAUGCCGAGAGAUUACUGACGAGCGACUAGAAAGUGCUCACAGUCAACUCGGCUGAACAGGUUUA